Molecule: messenger RNA, 693 nt
Organism: Galeopterus variegatus (Sunda flying lemur)
Lineage: Eukaryota; Metazoa; Chordata; Mammalia; Dermoptera; Cynocephalidae
Product: 60S ribosomal protein L17
Exons: 7
Coding region: 110-664 (184 amino acids)
Biological process (GO): cytoplasmic translation
Cellular component (GO): cytosolic large ribosomal subunit; ribosome
Molecular function (GO): structural constituent of ribosome
Source: RefSeq, a predicted model, not a curated record
AGAUCUCGUUUCUUGGGCUGUAAUCUCGCGAGAAUUCAAGUUCUCAUGCGCUCUCCCAGAAGCCACUGCUCUUCCUCUUCCAGUAAGCGGCCUAAGGUGAUCUUUGAAAAUGGUUCGCUAUUCGCUUGACCCAGAAAACCCCACAAAAUCGUGUAAAUCAAGAGGUUCAAAUCUUCGUGUUCACUUUAAGAACACCCGUGAAACUGCUCAGGCCAUCAAGGGUAUGCAUAUCCGUAAAGCCACCAAGUAUCUGAAGGAUGUCACUUUACAGAAGCAAUGUGUACCAUUCAGGCGUUACAAUGGUGGAGUUGGUAGGUGUGCCCAGGCCAAACAGUGGGGUUGGACACAGGGUCGGUGGCCCAAAAAGAGUGCUGAAUUUUUGCUGCACAUGCUUAAAAAUGCAGAGAGUAAUGCUGAACUUAAGGGUUUAGAUGUAGAUUCUCUGGUGAUUGAGCAUAUCCAGGUGAACAAAGCACCCAAGAUGCGCCGCCGUACUUACAGAGCUCAUGGUCGGAUUAACCCAUACAUGAGCUCCCCUUGCCACAUCGAGAUGAUCCUUACUGAAAAGGAACAAAUCGUUCCCAAACCAGAAGAGGAGGUUGCACAGAAGAAAAAGAUAUCCCAGAAGAAACUGAAGAAACAAAAACUUAUGGCUCGAGAAUAAAUUCAGAAUAAAAUAAAUAUAAAUAAAAG